Fusarium vanettenii 77-13-4 is the source of this 861-nucleotide messenger RNA. RefSeq lists its product as uncharacterized. Lineage: Eukaryota; Fungi; Ascomycota; Sordariomycetes; Hypocreales; Nectriaceae. The coding region runs from base 1 to 861 and encodes 286 amino acids. The transcript is spliced from 3 exons. The record is from RefSeq and is a predicted model, not a curated record.
AUGGGCUCCCCCGCAGAUCUUCCCCUGGCAACAAAGUCGUUACGGAGCCGAGCCGACCUUGAGGACUAUGUUUACAACUUUAACGCGAACAACAAGGCUGCUUAUGCAGCGUAUUACUCUAAGAAUACCGUGUUCAAGUUCAGUACUUUCCCCGAUAGGACCCUCGACGAGUUUCUGGCAUGGGUAGAUCAAAUUCAUGCUUGCAUGCGUGAGACCCUAGGCCUGAAAAAGGUAGUCUUCGGCCAGAAUGCCGUCGCUACCGAGAUGCACACCCAGUUCCGUGGCAUCAACGACUUCGAAACUGACAAUCUGGAUGGACGAUGGGGGCCCGUGUGGCCAGGAAAUGGCCCUCUUGUGAGGAUGUUUGUCUGGUAUACUCUGGACAAGGAUGGCCACAUCAUUGAGGUGGCCGAGGAAGCCUCUCUGAUGAAGGAAGCAUCGCGGCACGUCAUUCGGUCCAGAGGCGACUUGGACCACUAUCUCCGUUCUUUCAACACAAACGACUUUGAUACCUUUCCCCGGUACUACACACCUGACGUGACCAUCAUCCUCAACGGCGAACAGACUCUCAACGGCAAGGAUGAGGCUGUCAACUUCUUUCGCAACGCGCGCGAAAAGGUGAACGAGGAGGUCAACGUUCAGUCUAUCAUCCUGGACAAGGACGGCGUCGCCAUCAAGAGUGACAUCAAGUUUACGGCCAUUAUGAAUAUAGAAGACAUCCUCCACUUUGGAUCGGGUGUGCGAAAGGGAGGAGGCUACAGGGUCCAGUUCUUGAUCUAUUACGAACUGACUCCUGAAGGAAAGAUGCAUCAUAUCACUGCAGCAAGCUGUGGACAAGCCAAGAUUUUCAAUCCUGUAUAG